AUGGACGAUGAGGAAGAAGAGAGAGAACAAGAGGAUGAACUCAUGCUGAUCGAUGAAGAGGAAGUUGGUGAGGAAAGGACGAAAAUCGAGUACGAGGAGAAGAAAUCUACGAAGUGGGAAGGGCGAUUCAAGUACUUUCUCGACGAUACCUGCACGAUGUCCCUGAUGAACCCAACCAAAUGUCACGUGCGCCUUCUUGUGGGGCACAGAAUCGACACUAUUCCUAUGUAG
Messenger RNA from Cylicostephanus goldi, 231 nucleotides. The record is from the annotation of a GenBank genome assembly. NCBI's taxonomy places the organism in Eukaryota, Metazoa, Nematoda, Chromadorea, Rhabditida, Strongylidae.